This is a messenger RNA of Drosophila ananassae, 2110 nucleotides long. RefSeq names its product arginine/serine-rich protein 1. Bases 417 to 1598 code for a protein of 393 amino acids. Gene Ontology annotation, molecular function: 3'-5' exonuclease activity; 5'-3' exonuclease activity. NCBI's taxonomy places the organism in Eukaryota, Metazoa, Arthropoda, Insecta, Diptera, Drosophilidae. The record is from RefSeq and is a predicted model, not a curated record. The transcript is spliced from 3 exons.
CUCCUGCGGACAGCGGCAGGAAAAAUACAAAUUACAUAACCUGCAUAGCUGGUAUUGCAAUUAGAAUUAGUCCAGGCCCUCGGUAUAGAGACCAAAUGCCGAAAAUCCGAUACGUUUCAGAGAGUCUGAUUCGGGUUCGGUGAGAUUUAAGCAAGCACAAAGCAAGCACACAGAAAAGCAAGCCACCAGACCCGAAACACCGAUCCCCAGCGAGCCACCGCGGAUGGAAACGUAACGCCACCCAGCUCAGCUCAGCUCAGCUCCGGAGCCCACCACACAAGGACAAGGAUCCACCAGCAGCUCGGAUAACGCAAACAAUUUCGAAUUGCAGAUCUUCGCUCUACCACCCGCUACCCGCUACCAACAACAACAACAACAACCGCACCCGCAUUCGCAUCCGCAACCAAAACCGAGAAAUGUCGUCAUCCCGCUUGCCCUACAACCAGCAAGACCAGUCGGAUCACCAUUAUCGGCGCGGCGGACGCGGCCAGCAGCGCGGCUACUACGAUCGCGGCUCCUCCGGAUCUUCCAGUGCCUACAGGCAUAGGGACCGGGAGAGGGAGCGGGACCGAGACCGCAGCCGCUCCUCGGAGCGUCGCCGCUACAGUCGCUCCUACUCCCGUAGCGUCAGUCAGAGUCGCAGCCGAUCGCGUUCCCACUCUGUGGAGCGCUCCAACCACAGGCGUCGCCGUCAGGAGCAGCGUCACCCAAACCGCUACCACAAGGAACAACGGGAUCGUUCCAGGGAUCGCGACCGGGACCGGGACCACUCCCGGCGCGAAAGCAGCUACUACCGCCGCUCGGAGUCGCCCGGCAACAGUUCCGGACCCGCCAGCACCAGCAGCAACAAUCACAGCCAGCGGAAAGGUCAGAAUCCAAGCACAUCCUCUGAACAGUCGGAGCAAAGCGCUCACCCGAAGGCAGCCAUAACCCCGGAACUGGGACAGGGCCAACCAGGCGGCAAGGCCAAUCCCGUGGGUGCCUACUACAACCUGGACACCGACGAGCCGAUCGACAAGGAGCGCAUACACCGCGAAAUGGAACAAAAGCUGCGCGAAGCUCUGGCCAGAGAAGGCAAGGUCUAUCCGCCGCCCAAGCCCGAGCCGCCCUCCCAUCCGGUCUUUGCCAAUGACGGCUCCUUCAUGGAGCUAUUUAAGAAGAUGCAACAGGAACAGCAGCAGCACCAAGUGGUUGAUCAUCAAAUGGCGGCGGCGGCGGCCUCCACGUCGCUCUCCGCCGCUGCCGGGCGGGAGCAGAUCCUGCAGCAGCAGCACCACCACCACCAGUCCCACUUUAAUGCAACAGAAGCCGCCACGGCAAUGGUUCCACUGCCCGCGAUCGCAGCCGGGGCGGCCAGUAGUAGCGCUGCCCCGUAUAUUGCGGCUGCAGCGGCCGGGAAGCUGGCUCCACCCCCGCCGCUCGUUGGUCGGCGACGCGGUGGCAAGAUCCUGAAGACGGGCGUGGUGGCCAAGGUGAAGACUCCGAACGAGAGCGAUGUGGAUCCGAAGGACUUCUGGUCGCUCUACCUGGCGGAGGUGAACAAGUACAAGAGCAACGCCUGCGACACGGAUAACGGAAAGCGUCCGCUGGUCAAGUAGUGGCGCCAGGGCGCCCAGUGGCAGUUCCUCGUGGAAAUCUGAACUGAAUGCAGGCAGAAAACAAACGUUAACUCUUCAGCACCCCGCAGAAUAAUGUUUCAAGAGGAGAACACUUAUUCGAGCCAUUUAACUAAUUUAACUUCAAACUUCAAACUCCCCUCCUCGAUAGACUCCCCCUCCCGAACACUCUUUCGUCCUCCGAACUCCCCAGACCUCCGAAGAUUACCUGGAUUGUAGAUUGUAGAUUGUAGACCUAGAGGGCAUUCUUCUCAUUUUUUGUUUGUUUUUUAAAAGUAAGCAAGCGCAGAGAAAUUUGUAUUGUGAACCAACACGGUUAUGAAGUGUAAGUCGAGGGACUGCAGAACCCCGAGACUCGGCCCCGAGACACGUAUCUUAAAACAAAUAAACGUAGCAUAGAUCGUAAGCCAUAAACAUAGAUUUGUAUACAAUUAUGUACCGCUAUAUACACCAUAUACCGCUCAUUCGCCAUUGAGAAGUGUGAAAAAGACUAA